AUGGCUUCAGGCAUCCCGCUGGAUACCGCUACCAUCAUGUCAUCGGUGCUAGAAGGCAUUUUAUAUGGCUUUUCCGUUCUCAUGUUCAUGCGUACCAUCUGGAUGAUCACCUACAGCCGUCGCAUACAGAAGAUCAAUUGGCCAGCGACUGCAGUUGCCACCUUGCUGUUCUUGCUGAGCACCGCACAUAUGGUCGUAGGCACCAUUCGUCUUGAAGAUGGACUAGUGAAGUAUCGUGACACGUUCCCAGGCGGCCCAGCGGUGUUCUUCGCAGACACUUCCGACGAAAUGUUUGUGAUCAAGUAUGCGAUAAUUGUCUUACAAACUCUGAUUGGCGACGGUGUGGUGAUUUAUCGAUGCUACCUCGUUUGGCAAUCUGUGGGGAUUGUCAUUCUACCUUGCAUGAUGUGGUGUGGUGUCGCAGUGUUUGGUGUUUUUACAACCUGCAACUUUUCGCGAGCGUCGACCGACAUCAAUAUCUUCACCAACAAGACUGGACAUUUGGUCGCGACGUUCAUAACCUUGACACUUGCAACCAAUUUGCUCAGCUCAGGAUUACUGGCAUAUCGCAUCUGGGUGAUCGACCGCAAGGUUUCUGCGAUUCGCACUACGAAAGGGAGAAUGCCUUUAUUGCGCGUGCUUAUAGAUGCUGCCAUUUUAUACUCUGCGACGCUCUGCUCCUCACUAAUAUGUUUCGCCCUCUCGAACAAUGGACUGUAUAUUAUGGCAUACUUGAAUGUCCCGAUCAUCUCGAUUGCCUUCUACAUGGUGUUCAUUCGCGUCGCAAGCAGUCAGCACAAUCAGAACUCAAAUGUCCUUGGAGCAUCAAGUGAGAUAGAACGAAGAAACUCACGGCAAUAUCCUAUGCAGCCUUUCAAUGGUAUAUACGUGCAGGAUGAUAUAUCCUUCUUGGGUGAUAGCCCAAAAGUACCGAUACAUACAUUAGUAUAG
Messenger RNA from Suillus clintonianus, 951 nucleotides. RefSeq lists its product as uncharacterized. Bases 1 to 951 code for a protein of 316 amino acids. The transcript is spliced from 7 exons. Lineage: Eukaryota; Fungi; Basidiomycota; Agaricomycetes; Boletales; Suillaceae. The record is from RefSeq and is a predicted model, not a curated record.